UCAUAGAACCUAAUAAGUGAUAAACUCCGGGACUGAAAAUGGCGACGGCGGGGAGCCGGACCUCGUCGUCGGGAAUAUACGAGUCGAAUAACAGCACAAACGUUGAAAGCUGUCUUCAAGGAAAUUCAAGCACCCCUAGUCUUCCAAGCAGUCACGGUAAGGCGAAGAGUAGUACAGGGGAAAACUCACAAUGGAGACGUAAAGAUCUACGCAAAGUCCGAAGUGUGGAUCUGGAUAAACCUGAGUCGCUGCUCCUAUCUCCUGAGACUGGGACGGCACCGAUAUCCGCGCAGCUUCACUUCUUGUCCAUUUCCUCGCCUGGUGCGGUCCAGGCUACUUUAUUACAGAAAACACCCCACAUUCAGCAGAGCAACUCACUAACUGAUCACCCUCUCUCGGAUAAAACGACUAAUAGUUUGUCUACAGCCGCUCAGGAAUUGUUGAAAACUUCUUUCAAAAACAGCAGCGACCAUCUCAGUCCGGAUAAUGGUGCAACCGUAACUUCAAUAGAAGUUAAUACUACACAAAAUAGUCGCGACAUGGAGAGUAAGGAUACCCUGCGGGGUCUGCAGAAGAUGGAAGACCGGCCCGAGGAGCGGAUGAUCCGGGAGAAGCUCAAGGCCACCUGCAUGCCCACCUGGAAGCACGAGUGGCUGGAGAGACGUAGCAGGAGGGGCCCGGUGGUGGUGAAGCCCGUCCCCCUGCGACCGGAUGGGAGCGAGGCGGGCUGCAAAGGGGCAGAGGUCGGAGCCGACGCACCCACCAGCUCCUCCCCCCAGCAGAGCAGAGGCCGCCGCAGCCCCUCCCCUGGACCCCCCUCUUCCUCCUCCUCUUCCUCUGGCAGGGCCGGUGGGAAGCCUGAGUCCCCCGGGGUGCGCAGGAAGAGGGCCUCACCCGUGCCGUUUCAGAGUGGCAGGGUGACGCCCCCUCGCCGGGCGCCCUCCCCAGACGGCUUCUCCCCCUACAGUCCUGAGGAGACCAGUCGCCGUGUCAACAAGGUCAUGAGGGCUCGCCUCUACCUACUGCAGCAGAUAGGCCCCAACUCCUUUCUGAUUGGAGGAGACAGCCCCGACAACAAAUACAGGGUGUUCAUUGGUCCACAGACCUGUAGCUGUGGCCGAGGGGCGUUCUGUAUCCACGUCCUCUUCGUCAUGCUCCGUGUCUUCCAGCUGGAGCCCUCAGACCCCCUGCUCUGGAGGAAAACCCUCAAAAACUUUGAGGUGGAGAGCUUGUUCCAGAAGUACCACAAUCGCCGCAGCUCGCGCAUCAAGGCGCCGUCGCGCAAUACCAUUCAGAAGUUUGUGUCGCGCAUGUCCAACCCCCACACGUCCUGUCCGUCCAGCAACUCUGGCGCCUCGAGCAACGACAGCAGUAGUCUGAAGGAUGAAGAGGAGCAGAUGUGUCCUAUCUGUCUGUUGGACAUGCUGGAUGAGGAGAGUCUGACUGUGUGUGAGGAAGGCUGCAGGAACAAGCUGCACCACCACUGCAUGUCUAUCUGGGCUGAGGAAUGCCGGCGGAACCACGAGACGCUCAUCUGCCCCCUCUGUAGAGCCAAGUGGAAGUCCCAUGAUUUUUACAGCCAUGACCCCUCAUCUGUCUCCAUGGAGAAUGCGGCAGCGUCCUCGUCCCACAGUGAAGGGGGUUCAAGAGGGGGGUCAUCGUCCCAGGAGGGGGACUUCACCCUGCCCCAAUACGGGGUCCAGCAGAUCCCCCAGACGUACAAAGAACUUGCUGAGCCUUGGAUAAAGGUGUUUGGCAUGGAGGUGGUGGGUUGUCUGUUCUCCAGGAACUGGAACAUCAGGGAGAUGGCCCUGCGGCGGCUGUCGCAUGACGUCAGCGGCGCGCUCCUCCUGGCCAAUGGUGAACGCUCCUGGCCGGGGGCGGGGCUAGGGGCCGGGGCGGGCUGCUCUGAGGUGUCGGGUGACGUGGUGGUGGAGUCAUGCUGUAGUGUCCUCUCCAUGGUGUGUGCUGACCCUGUCUACAAGGUCUACGUGGCUGCACUGAAAACCUUGCGGGCCAUGCUGGUGUACACGCCCUGCCACUCCGUGUCUGAACGCUCGCGCCUGCAGCAGCUGCUCCGGUCCGUGGUGGAGACCAUCCUGGUCAAAUGUGCCGACGCCAACAGUCGUACCAGCCAGCUGUCGGUGUCCACACUACUGGAGCUGUGUAAAGGCCAGCUGGGAGAGCUGGCUGUAGGUAGAGAGAUCCUCAAAGCAGGGUCCAUUGGUAUUGGCGGGGUGGACUAUGUCCUGAACUGCAUCCUGGGGCCCCAGACGGAGGCCAAUAACUGGCAGGCCCUGCUGGGCCGUCUGUGUCUGAUUGACAGGCUCCUGCUGGAGUUCCCUGCUGAGUUCUACCCACACAUCGUCUCUGGAGGGGACUGGCACCAGUCUCAGACCCUGGGGGAUAGGUAUCAGAAGCUGCUCCCCCUACUGAGCUUCUCGCUGCAGUCCAUCGACAACUCCCACUCUAUGGUGGGCAAGCUGUCUCGCCGUGUGUUCCUGAGCGCCGCGCGCAUGGUGGCCCGCGUGCCGCACGUCUUCGUCAAGCUCCUGGACAUGCUAAGCGUCACCAGCUCCACGCACUACGCCCGCAUGCGCCGCCGCCUGCUCGCCAUUGCCGAGGAGAUGGACAUCCUGGACGCCAUCAACCUGGGCCUGGAGAACAUGGAGCACAGCGCCAGCGAGGCGCACCAACGGGCCAACGCCGCCUUCCUUGAGCCCUCCGCACCUCAGAACUCGCCCAACGUGACCGAGAGCAACACCCCGACGCAUACAGUCCAGAUGACCAGUGGGAAGGGAGGGAGAGGUUUCUCCGGCAACGUGGGAGCGAGUCCUGAGGAUAUAAGUGAGAGGUUAGCGGCCAUCUCCACUAGCGCUGGGCGUCCCAAUAUGGCCACUUCCACGUGCGGUGGGGCCCUGGCCGAGCACCAAAAGCCCCCCGUUCAGGCGCGUAACCGCCCCCUCAGCCAGUGCCUGAACUCUACGCCUACCAGUCAAGCCCCCAGCCUCCCCUCGCCCUCCGCCUCCCACCCUCCCCCCUCCUUCCCAGGACCUGACAGCAGUACCAAACCCCGGCCCCAGAGCUUUGUCCCCAGUAAGCUAGCGUCAACUGCCCCCUCUGCUUCCUCCUGCUCUCCAGGCUCCCAGCGCAGGUUUCCCCAGCAGAAGCCCUUCAGCAACAAGGACCCAGAGAAGCAGCUCCCCUCCCCCUGUUUCACCCAGGCCCGACCCCUCCCCUCCAGCCAGAUCCACAGACCAAAGCCCUCCCGACCCACCCCCUCCGAGGGGGCCAAGACCCUCUGCACCUCGCCCACUCCAAGAGCCUCCAAGAUGGGCAUGAUGCUGGACCUCCAAGGGGAAAAGCCCAGCCUCUCCACCAGCGCCUCCGGAGGUGAAGGCCCCUCCACAGGGGGCCACAUGGGGGGUGCCACCACCCUCAUCAGCAGCGAGGACAGCUGCUUCACCCCGGUGGAAGAGAAGUUCCGUGGACUGGACGCCUCUGCUGAGCUCAACUCCUCCAUGGAAGACCUCCUGGAAGCAUCUUUGCCCGUUGCCGGCGACACCACCACCGUCACGUUCCAGUCGGAGGUGGCCGUGCUGUCGCCGGAGCGGGCUGGGGACGGGCCGGGAGGAGGGGGAGAGGUGGGAAUGUACAGCGAGGACGUGACGCAACACCAGAAGUGCAAGGAGAAGAUGGAGGCGGAGGAGGAGGCGGCGCUGGCUGUAGUUAUGGCCAUGUCCGAGUCGCAGGAUGCGCUGCCCGUCAUCCCCCAGCUGCAGGUGGAUAAAGACCAGGACAUCAUCAUCAUCCAGGCAGAUACUCCAGAGACUCUGCCUGGCCAUACCAAAGCCAAGCAGCCCUACAGGGAGGGCCAGGAGUGGUUGAAGGGCCAGCAGAUCGGCCUGGGGGCCUUCUCCUCCUGCUACCAGGCCCAGGACGUGGGCACUGGCACCCUGAUGGCAGUCAAACAGGUGACCUACGUCAGGAACACAUCGUCGGAGCAAGAGGAGGUGGUGACUGCUCUGAGGGAGGAGAUCCGGAUGAUGGCCCACCUCAACCACCCCAACAUCAUCCGUAUGCUGGGGGCCACCUGCGAGAAGAGCAACUAUAACCUGAUGGUGGAGUGGAUGGCAGGUGGCAGUGUGUCCCAUCUCUUGAACAAGUAUGGGGCCUUCAAGGAGGCUGUGAUCAUCAACUACACGGAGCAGCUGCUCCGAGGCCUGGCCUACCUCCACGAGAACCAGAUCAUCCACAGAGACAUCAAAGGUGCAAACCUGCUGAUUGACAGCACAGGUCAGAGGCUGAGGAUAGCUGACUUCGGUGCUGCAGCCAGACUGGCCUCCAAGGGCACUGGAGCAGGGGAGUUCCAGGGCCAACUCCUGGGAACCAUUGCCUUCAUGGCCCCAGAGGUGCUGCGUGGACAGCAGUACGGCCGGAGCUGUGACGUGUGGAGUGUGGGCUGUGCCAUCAUCGAGAUGUCGUGUGCCAAGCCCCCCUGGAACGCAGAGAAACACUCCAACCAUCUCGCUCUCAUAUUCAAGAUUGCGAGUGCCACCACGGCGCCCUCCAUCCCUCCCCAACUGACCCCUGGCCUGAGGGACGUCACCCUGCGCUGCCUUGAGCUCCAGCCUGCCGACCGGCCCCCAUCCAGGGAACUCCUCAAGCACCCAGUCUUCCGCCUCAACUGGUAGUCCCCAACAUCCUCCCACAGGCCCCAACAUCCUCCCACAGGCCCCAACAUCCUCCCACAGGCCCCUAGCCUCCCUAUCCCAUAGUGUCUACUACUGAAGGCCCAGCCAGCCUGCUUUUCUCUCCUCCUCCCACCGCUGACAAUCAGACCAGCCUCCCUAACCCUAGACCGCCCUCCAUCCACCCCAGACCAGCCUCCCUAACCCCAGACCGCCCUCCAUCCACCACCGACCAGCCUCCCUAACCCCAGACCGCCCUCCAUCCACCCCAGACCAGCCUCCCUAACCCUAGACCGCCCUCCAUCCACCACCGACCAGCCUCCCUAACCCCAGACCGCCCUCCAUCCACCCCAGACCAGCCUCCCUAACCCCAGACCGCCCUCCAUCCACCCCAGACCAGCCUCCCUAACCCCAGACCGCCCUCCAUCCACACCAAGCUGCCCCCAGUCAUGAGUGGAGGGCCUGGGAUGGAUGGGAUACCUGGGUAAUACCUUCCCGUUCCACUACUAUGGCCUCAAACUGCUGUACCUUUAGCACAAAAUGCAAAAAGCGAGUCGCAAAAGUUCUACUACGAAAACGGUGCUUUCUUAGUUAGUGCCAUGUUGGUAUACUGUAGUCUGUAUUGCUCUGUUUUAUCAAGCCUCUGUUCUGGUAAAGAAAUGGUUCCUUUAGCACUUUGGUAGCCAUUUUGCAAUGGUUUCGAGAAGUUCCUCUUCCCAUUUUAACCCCCCGUGAGUCAACAAAUAAGUCCUUAGAACCGCAAUCUGGAGACGACGGAGUAAAAUGUUUUUUUAUCACUGUUAUGUUGUAACGUCGGGUCAUAAGUUUCCGACUCGGUUUUUAGAGUAUCCUAUGUGUAGAAGAAAGGCAUAAUGAAGCUGUUUUCAUCGAUUGAAUUUGUGCAUAACUGCAUUUCUAUAAAGAUGCGUUUAAGAUGUGCAUUUUACUGUUGGGCCGUAAAGCUUAGUCGAAUAAUCAUGAUGAUUACUUAAGUAUUUCAGGGAGCGGUGAUUUAUCUAACAGAAACAUUGCUACUUUGGCAUAACGCUGAAUGUGAACGCUUAUGAUGCCCGCAUUGUCUCAAAUGUUCUUUUGUUCUUUGAUUAUUUUUUUGAGAUAAAGAUGUUGAAGUUAUGAUUUUUAUAUAUAUAUAUAUAUAUAUAUAUAUAUAUAUAUAUAUAUAUAUAUAUAUACAAUAACACCCCAAAAAGAUAUGAAUAUCUUUUUUUGGUGUUAUUGUAUAUUCAAAGCUAUCCUUAAGAGAUUGAGACAUUUAUUGUGUAUGGGCGUAAGUUUUCCAAACAACACUUUGAUGUCGUACCACACUGUUAAAAUGAAAACACCCUGUUGGUCUCUUAACUCUCGCUGUUACAAUUGAGCCAUGUGCAUCGCACAUAUUUGAGACUUUUUAAAUAAUUUUAUGAGCCCUAAAUGCUGUGUCCAUACAUUCAAAACCGCUAUAUUCAAUAUUGAUCUACCAUUCUUCUGGUGCUGUUCCUUUGUAGAAUGUCACGCUACAUUUCAACAAUUACAUUUUUUAUUAUUUUUUAUCUUGGCUCUAUUUUUAAAACAAAUUGUUAUAAAAUCCAUGUACAUCUGAGGUUUUCUAUGACUCUUCUAUUUUCCAUUGUGGAUACUCUAUAUAAUGAAUAUAAAUGCUGUACAAUUUUUUUUAUUUUUGGUGGAGGGAUAUUUCUGAUUUAAGGCUGACUUUCUGCUCAAAUGUUUUACCAUCUCUUUUUGAUUAGAAUCUCAAACAUGUUCCUAAAUGGUGUUAAUUUAUGAACUAUAACUCCAAGCGGUGGUGUUCUGGUUGUAAUCCAUUCAAGUAAAAGGAUGAUAAUUAAGAUGUGGAAUGUUUCCAAAGUCAACCUUUUUUAAAAUGGGGAAUAUUCAUUUAAUUGCUAUUUUUAUUUGGAAUCCCUUAAUGGCAAGGGUUUGAGACAAUUAAAAAAAAUAUAUAUAAUUAAGCAGAAAAUGUAAUCUAUUUAAAACAAAUCCUAUUCUUUACAUGGAGUACAAGCUGAUCAAGCUGGAAGAGUUAAAUGUAAAUACAUGUGAAGUUUGGUAGCUAAAAUGAUUGUACUUGACUGUAUUUUUAUACCACACUCUUUUCCAUUUUAUUUUUUUGUUCCUGCUUCGGGUUAUUUUUCUUAUGCCUUUUUAAAAGCUUUAAAGUUAUGCACUCUGGUCUUUUUUUAUAUACUGGAAGAAAAAUCUGUUUCUGUCAUUCAUAAAAGCUAAUCAGUAUUACUUCAAUUUGUCAUGUGUAUAAUUCUUACCAAUCUCUUAAUGCCUUCUGAAUCCUCUUGUCCACCUGUGUCUCAGCCAGCUUGCUGCUCUUUAUCUAUUCUGUCUUAUUUUCUGCUGAUGUGAUGUAAAAUCUUAUGUGCUUUUUUUGGAUCUAAGCUGGACUGAAAUUUGUGUGAAAUUGUUUCCUGUUUCCUGUGUCACUUGGUGGUACUUUUUUUUAUUUGUAAAGAACAUCUUGCUGUUUUAUUCCAGUCUCUACUACCUCAGGUGUCCUAUAGAGUCUCUUCUACCAAAGUUCACUUUCUCUCUCUAUAUAUAUAUUUAUAUAUAUAUAUAUAUAUAAUCUUUUUUUUGACUUAGUUUUUUUUUUUCAAAGAUUUUCAGGGCUUAAGGGCUAACUUAUAUUAGCACCUUUACUGUGCAAAUAAACUCAUGAAAUCUCUGGAUUAAUAAAAAAAAUUGCUUAAGCUGUAUCCUGUAAGUUAAAAUGUAUCAAGAUAUUGUAAUUAUUACCAUUUUUACCCCAUUCUAAGCAUUUUAUUGCAUAAAUUGGAACUUAUUUUGGUGUCUGUCUUUAUGGUAAAUAAACAAAAAAUUGGGAAAAAGGUU
Molecule: messenger RNA, 7553 nt
Organism: Oncorhynchus nerka (sockeye salmon)
Lineage: Eukaryota; Metazoa; Chordata; Actinopteri; Salmoniformes; Salmonidae
Gene: map3k1
Product: mitogen-activated protein kinase kinase kinase 1, E3 ubiquitin protein ligase
Exons: 20
Coding region: 39-4694 (1551 amino acids)
Biological process (GO): protein phosphorylation
Molecular function (GO): protein kinase activity; zinc ion binding; ATP binding
Source: RefSeq, a predicted model, not a curated record